Messenger RNA from Apiotrichum porosum, 609 nucleotides. RefSeq lists its product as uncharacterized. The record is from RefSeq and is a predicted model, not a curated record. The coding region runs from base 1 to 609 and encodes 202 amino acids. The transcript has 8 exons. Gene Ontology annotation, molecular function: calcium ion binding; enzyme regulator activity. Lineage: Eukaryota; Fungi; Basidiomycota; Tremellomycetes; Trichosporonales; Trichosporonaceae.
AUGGCUGAGCAGCUUACCAAGGAGCAGAUUGCCGAGUUCAAGGAGGCCUUCUCCCUGUUCGACAAGGACGGCGAUGGAACCAUCACCACCAAGGAGCUCGGCACUGUCAUGCGCUCGCUUGGCCAGAACCCCACCCAGGCCGAGCUCGAGGACAUGAUCAACGAGGUUGACGCCGACGGCAACAACUCGAUCGACUUUGCCGAGUUCAUGACCCUCAUGGCUCGCAAGAUGCACGACACGGACUCGGAGGAGGAGAUCCGCGAGGCCUUCAAGGUCUUUGACAAGAACAACGACGGCCACAUCUCGGCCGCUGAGCUCAAGCACGUCAUGACCAACCUCGGCGAGAAGCUCUCGGACGACGAGAUCACCCAGAUGAUCCGUGAGGCCGACAAGGACGGUGACGGCAUGAUCGACUACAACGAGUUUGUGUCCAUGAUGAUGGCCAAGGUAAGUGCUGCUUUACAUAGAACCGCGCCCACCCCACACCCACAUCACAUACCCCCCCCGGAUUUUGGUGGCUUGACCGCACCCGUCAUUAUUGCUGUGCAAUGGUGCUGCUGGUCGGAUAACAUCGGUCUUGCGGUGGGGUGUGCGGCGUGUGCCAAGUGA